Messenger RNA from Leptopilina heterotoma, 2948 nucleotides. It is a transcript of the gene byn, whose product is annotated as T-box transcription factor T homolog. Bases 764 to 2593 code for a protein of 609 amino acids. Gene Ontology annotation, molecular function: DNA-binding transcription factor activity, RNA polymerase II-specific; RNA polymerase II cis-regulatory region sequence-specific DNA binding. Gene Ontology annotation, biological process: regulation of transcription by RNA polymerase II; heart morphogenesis; positive regulation of DNA-templated transcription. Lineage: Eukaryota; Metazoa; Arthropoda; Insecta; Hymenoptera; Figitidae. Gene Ontology annotation, cellular component: nucleus. The transcript is spliced from 8 exons. The record is from RefSeq and is a predicted model, not a curated record.
AGUAAAAUCAAACGAUUAGGAACAAAAUGAUCGAAAGUUUGAUAAAUUUUUCAAUUUAAUUCUCUAAUUAAUUAUUGAAAAUGUAUUUAAUGAAAUAGAGAUGAUUUAAAGUGAAAGAACCACAAACCGAUAGCUUGACACUUGUAUCCUGGAAAUGCACAAAAAUUCACACUUUUUUUGGAAGAAGAUCACUCUAUCUCAAACGCCUCGAAACUUGAUCCAAAAAAAAAAACGAAAAUCAAAAUUAAGAGCAGGAGGAAAUUUUUCAAAAAAUUACAAAAAUCGACGACUUUAAUUGUAAAAAAAAAGAGAAAGAAUUUAAUCCGCAACACGUCGCAUGUUCUUUACAAAGACUGAAAUCUUUGUGAAGUGAAAAUUUAUCGUAAGAAAAGAAAAUCGUCAUCAUCUUGAAGGAUGAGGUGAGCCCGCGGUGAUUCUGGUUCUCCAUCGGCAAGAAGAAGCGACGGUGAACCAAAAAUGAACAAUAGAUCCUCACAUAUAUUAUUUUUCAGAGGGCGGUCUCAGUCUGACUCAAAAUAAAUAAUAAACUCUCGGAGGAAUUAUCGCUGCCAUUGGGCCACGACUUGUGUUGAAAGGCGUGCCUUUCAACAUAAAACCAAAUGCUUGAAAAACCAAUGGUCUUAUGCUACCGGAAACCUGAAUCGAGCCGCCAAUGGUAGAGUUGUUCAGCCAUCUUUUUACUCUAAGCAAUCCUAAUUAAGUCCGAUUAUCGCCUAGUGGUGGAAAAGUGGGCAGCCAAUUGAUGAUACAACAAACGAACGAACUGGAGGAUGCGAGUCCAACGUUUUCUUCACCAGCUAGUGCGAAAUAUCGCGCCCAAGUGUUACAAGCAACAAGCCAUACAAUGCAGACUUCUGCGGUGAAUCCGGAAAAUUCUCCGCGAUCUGCGGGAUGCUGCGAACGAGAGAGGGAUCGAAUUGUCGAUGAACGAGACGAAAGAAACGCGAGAUCAACAAGUGCCCAAGAGUGCGGAUCAAAUAAUCAAGCACUUUCACUCUCACUAGAAGAUAGAGAAUUAUGGACGAGAUUUCAGUGCAUUACUAACGAGAUGAUCGUCACAAAAAACGGAAGACGAAUGUUUCCUGUUGUCAAAGUAGUGGCACGCGGAUUAGAGCCGGCGGCAAUGUACACGUUACUUUUAGAAUUUGUACAAAUUGACCCUCACAGAUGGAAGUACGUGAACGGCGAAUGGGUUCCAGGAGGCAAGGCGGAAGUCGCUCCACCAAAUCCGAUUUACAUUCACCCUGAGAGUCCAAAUUUUGGUGCUCAUUGGAUGAAAGAGGCCGUUUCGUUUGCUAAAGUGAAAUUAACAAACAAAUCUAACGGGAAUGGACAAAUAAUGUUAAAUUCCUUACACAAAUAUGAGCCGCGAGUUCAUUUAGUCAGAGUGGGCGCGGAAGAACAAAGAACGGUUCUCACGUACCGAUUUCCCGAAACUCAAUUCAUUGCAGUCACAGCAUAUCAGAACGAAGAAGUGACGAGUUUAAAAAUUAAGUACAACCCUUUUGCUAAAGCAUUUUUGGACGCGAAGGAAAGACCAACCGAUCCACAAUCAUAUCCUCAAUAUGCAGGAGCUUGGUUUCUUCCACAGACACCAAUGAGUUACGAGUACAAUCCGACGAUUGCCGUUGCACAAAGUCAGGUAUCCAGUUCGUCUAGUAAUAUUUCCAAUUCGUGUACCAUAUCGUCGACAAAUCACAAAGGAACUUGUAGAUCUGCUCCUUACACCCUAAGGCACAAGUACAUGCAAGAUGAACAGCAUGUGGAUCCUUACAGUCCGGUGCCAAUUCUCCAUUCAGCAGCGUACGUUGCCGCAACUGGAUGGUCACCCAGGAGUCCCGAGCAAAUUUCAUCUUUGAAUUCCUCCCUGGCUCCAGAGUGGCCAUCAUCACCGUCUCCAUCGCCAACUUCACCUUCGGCAGCUUCUUAUCCACAUUCAGCUCUAGGUAGACACGGCUGUAUCACAACGUCAGCUACAACCGCUGCUUGUACUUUAUACGUUCCAACAAUUCCUUCAGGUUGUAAUCCCUCUCCUCAUGAACAAAAUCACUGUUCAGACUCGUCCGUUUGGAUUCAUCCGUCCUCUGUGUCCGAUCAAAUUCAACAACAGCAACAGCAAUCGUACUUGAAUCUCAAUCUUCAUUUGCAUCACCAAAUUUCCUCAUAUCCCGCAGCGUCUCACGGCUUACACCAGACUCUUCAUUCAACGGGCACGCCGCCAGGAAUUAUUCCACCUUCGCAUGAAUAUCAACAGGAAUAUCAUCACCAAAAUCACUCACAUCAGCAUCAUCAAACACAGUUGCUUCAUCUGCAGUCGCACAGUGAAGCAACAUCGUCACCUGUAGCAGAAUAUGAGGCACCGAAAGAUCAUCAUGAGAUUGCUUAUCCAAAUCCAAAUAAUCCUGAGGAAGUUGACAUUCCCAAUGAAGAAGAUCGUCGCUUUGUAACAACAGUAAUUGAUCAUCGGCAUAACCAUCAUCAUCAGCAGCAGCCUCAUGAUACUUCGACUGAUGAUGAUCAAUCUGCAGGUUGGACUCCACUUACCCCACCACCACAAACUACUGCCACUUGAUUUUUCAGAAAAUUUUCCUGAAUGACAAAUUUAUCUCCUUCUGGUGUACAUGAAAAAGAAUAAAAUAUGUUUUAUUCUGCAAAACUAGAAAACAAUAAAUGCGAUUGCAAUGAGAUAUAGGUACAAGAAAUGUUCUUUGUAUGGGUUAGUUCAAAAAAUUUUUUUGUAGAAUUUUGUUAAGUUUCAAGUGUGCAACUUAAAAAAAUAAGUUAACUAGAUGUUUUUAUGUUUAGCCAAAAAAAAACUGUUCUUUAGAAUCUAAUUUUUGUAGUAUGGACUAGAAAAAAAAUGUGAAAUGGAAAAUAUUUAACGAUCUUAAUUAUAGUUUUAUUGACAAAACAAAAUUUUAAGUACA